AUGGCGUCAGUUCCUGACCGAAACUACUUCCCCCCUUUAGACGAGUCUCUCUUUGGAGACCGGGUGCUUCUCUCGUGGAAGCAUGUCGCGACUGCGCUCUCCGAUCCUUCGGGCCAGAGGCAGACAGCCCCGGCCGUAAUCGAUUUUUUCGACGACGAAUACGUCCACGGUAUCCUACGAGAUCCCGCCAGUGUCUUUGCGUCGCCUUCGGAUGCGACCAAGAAGGUCUUCGAGACCAAGACCGCUCCUGUCAACACUACAUCAGCCUCCAAUGACAGGGUAGAUAUCAAAACCAUCAAGGAGGACUCAGAAUGGCUCAGCAAAAACGCCAAUAUCAGCCUCGUCGCGGCACUACGUAUCGUUGUUGUCGAAUUCCAGUCUCGGCCUGCACACUACCUAACAGGACCUUUGUCCUCCCAAGACGCGACCAAUCUGCAGGAGGCUGCUGGCUUCAACAAUGGACAAGCUACCUCUUUUCUGUCUGCCUUCGGUGCGACCCAGGCAUCGGAUGCCGAUGAGAUCCUCGCCGACUUCGAGAAGCCCGAAGCCAAGAAGCGCCGCCUCUUUCGCACAUAUCUCAGCGAACGACGCCACUUCAUGAUGGUGGUUGACUACACUACUUCCAUAUCCAUAUAUGGCCGGCUACCCGUCUUCACUCGCGUCGACCGAGACUUGGCACAGCUGUACCGAUUCAAGACCAGCGCCAACUCGCAGCAGAAGGACAAGAUCGAAACCCUACUCCCCGUGUAUCUCAAGUCUUUAAUCGAAUGCAUGGGCUUGGUGGAAUCGGGUUACAGUUCAGUCACUAAGGAGGAUGUCCUGCUCGACGACAUCAUUGAGCUCGAAUGGCUUCGCGCCAUGCUGACUGAGGUCGUCCACACCAUGUCAGUCAUAUUCCAGCUAGCUGAUAGCUUGGGAGACACCUACGCUCCCUUGGACGUCAUCAGUGAUUGGUUCGGUUUUAUGGAGGCUUAUUGCUUCUUUGAUAGAAUGCAACUGGCAUCUCUCGGAAUGGCAGAGCUUGUACUGCCCCUGAAAACCCUAGCCGCAGCCAUCUCAUACACCUUUCUCAGACCUGUCAACACCAUCACGUUCCUUGCGAACCAGAAUCAGGAUGCAACUCCAGUUGAGGACAUACACGAUUCCUACAUCUUUUCGGAGGUUGUAGAGCAAAUCCAUAGAUGCAUCAUUGCUGCUGCUGAAGCCGAUUCCGAAGCAGGUAGCCCCGUCAUAUUCACAUGGAGUGUCAUCUUCCACCAGAUGGAGAUGUCCUGGAGAAGACGUAACCAUACACGCGAUGAGCGGGUUGAACAAUCCAAUCGCUAUGCUUUCGAGGCAAAGAACGAAUCCGCUCAGUCACCCGCGAGCAUUGAUGUUGCUGUACCGACGCUGACCAGACGCAAUUCGACCGGCAGCACGUUUUCCAUCGAGCACUCGAAAUUCGACACCUUCGUCAUCAAUGCCAUUGAGUCUGAAUCCAAGGAGCUGGGGCAACCACUCGGGGAGCGACUUGCAGUGGGUGUCACAGCCGGUGGUCGGGUGCAUGAUAUUCUCUCUCGCAUGGCCUCAGACACGUCAUUGCCACCUCUGAUUAGAUCUAGGAUCAACUCUAGGUUUAUUGGGCUUCUCAAGGUUACGUUCCCUGUCGUUGGAUACCGAAGUGAACCCGUCAUGUCGCUUCUUUCCUUGCUUCUCACCGACCGCGACUACUGGGACAUCACAAAUCAGCAGACUCUGUCACCGGAACACGAUGUGCGCGCAAGCAUGCUCAAGGAUACGCAUCUGUUGGAACUCUACCUAGAACAAUCCCUAGAUCGGUAUCCUUACGAGCUCAUGCCCUUCCUGAGAAUCUGCAGGUCGCUUUGCACCGUAACCGAUCUAGAUGAUCAUGAGCAUUCCGAUCUCAUAAUGAAUGUCCUUCGAAACACCCCCAGCCUUUCUUUGGUCGUGCCACCAUCUUUCGUUCAUUAUGAGAUGGUUGAAGAUGAUGAUCCCUUCGGCAACACAUUCGAGCUUACUGCAGAUAUUCCCCUCAUCUCACUUUCGCCCUCGUGGAAACGCAGGAUUCUCGAGGACGAUGUAUACCGUGUUCCAGCUGGCACAAUCGGCCGCUUCCUUACAAAUGAAUCAGAGUCGCAGUCUGAUCGAGUUGUCAAGAUUGACUUUGUCCAUUCAACUUUAUCUCUACUCGGUCGUCGCCUUGAGAUCAAUAUGAUGCCUGAAGGGUAUCAGACAGAGAUGGGAUUGCUCCAGUCUGACGAAGUUGCUGAGAUUAUCAUGCUUUUUGCGACAUUGAUCCGGGUGGACUUCAUGAAGGCUUCGGGUUCCAGUUCCAACCUGUCGUUAAUUCAGCAAGACAGCGAUAUCAUCUCUGAGGCAAGUAAACAUAUAUCAGGCGGCAAGGAUCUUGUCACAGUGGUGUGUGAUGUCAUGGACUACUACCUUCAGGAGGGUCUAACAAUUGAUGAGGAAGCCUCCGUCUCCGUCUUGAACGCCUGUGUCCAGUUUCUAAACGCUGUCUCCCUAAUUCAUCCUAGUCGGGUUUGGUCAUACUUGGCUCGAAGCGAUCUUCUAAACUCUGAUUCCAAAGCUGGAAGGUUGACAAGUAUAACGGGAACACUGGAUCUCAUUGCCAGCCGUUUUGACUUUUUAGACUCGUCUGUGCAAAUGUUAUCUCAGCUCAUUGAUACUGCAAUGACCUCGGCGGUUCAACGCCGGGCGAAAAACAAGGUAGCCACGAGGCAAAAGACGGAUCCAAACCCAUUAAUCGGCAUUGCCAGUAAGGUCUUAUCCAGAGUGUCCUGCUCAAUCGCACAAGCGUGUGUGGAUAUUUUUGAAACGACCUCGACAUGGAGAUUUGAGUCGGAAGACAAGCGUAUUUCACUCCUCAACCACGUGCUUCCAAUCUUCAACAAGCUCAUUAGCUACUGCUUCAGCAUGGGUGACCCUCAGAGCUCGGAGAAUCUUACAUCGAACCUCCGAUCUGCAGCCCUGCACAUCCUUGACUGCUUUAUUCAACCCACAACAGGGACACUCAGAUUCCAGCCUAUUCUCUCCUCAUUUACGACAGCCCUCACUAUAUCCACAUCCACCUUAUACCCUCAACUCAACCAAACCCUCUAUAGCCAAGUCACGUCGGUUCUAGACUUUGCUACGAAUCUACUUCGCGUUUCCACUUUGCUCGAGAAGCCGUCAAGUAUGAUUGAGAAUUACCUGUUCAAGAGCUGUACUCUCCUAGCCAGAUUGAGUGCCACGUCCGAUUAUCUGUGUGGACCAGCAAUUAGAUUGCUCGAGGGUCUCGUGAUCAAUGCUGGGAAGUCUGAGAACGAGCCAGUUUCUCUCUUAGGAUACCUAGGACCUCAGACAUCAAAGUCAUUUCUACAGCUCCUCUCGACCUUGGGUGAGCCUUUCUUGCUCCCUCGAGACGUCAAAUUAAUAUGGCGGUUCUUCUCUUCUGUCCUCAGGAACAGGCAGCAGUGGAUAUCGAGCUGCCUUCUCACAGGACAAACUCCUCGUGAGGUUAUGAAGAAGACUUCCAAGAACGAAGUAGCAUCUCACUCCGUUUUUGCUACGGCUCUGAAAAAGGUAUCCAAGUUGAAAACACUCGAUACUGAUCAGGCGCUUGUCGUGUUGGACUUCCUUGCCUCUGCGCAAAACUUUUGGCCAUGGACCGUCUUCACCUCACAAAAAGAUACUUCUUAUCUUGAUGGUCUUCGUGAAUAUGUGCGGGAUCUCAGGCCAUCACACUUGGCGGCAAAAACCAAUGCAACACAGGCAGCUAUUGAGGCUCGAAUUGCGGCUUAUAUUGGCGAAACUUUCGCCAUGCAGCUGUACCACUCACGCCACCUUGGCAAUGCUGAUUCUCUUGCAAAGAAGCUCGUGGCCGACUUGGACUAUUACCUCCGGGACGGUGUUGAAGUCUCCGGUUACAACAAAUCACUCCACAGCAACUUUGCCAAGAACUUUUCCGACAAGUAUUCUGGCUGCUCCCUCGAUGACUUCAAACGAACGCUGCUUGAACCAAGAGACCUAGGGGCCAACUAUUACUACGACCUCGACCGUGCCAAUGACAUGCUUAGCUUUGACCCUGGCUGGUUGGGUCGAAAGGACAACGGCUUCAAGAUGGAAAUGGAACUCGCCAACACGAACCUCUCAUUGGUCGAUGCCCAGAUUGCACUCUUCCACGCCUGGGAGUUCUUGUUGGUAGAACUAAGCAUUUGCUUACCUACAAACGACACCAUCGCCAAGCAGAUGCUCCAGACCGCACAGCAGUGUCUCAACGCGAACCAAGGCAUCCUUGGCCCUGAGGCUAUUUUUCUCAAGCUUGCCGAUGCCCGAUCGGGCCUUGCUUUGGUCUUGAUUCAGCGACUUGUCAAGACCCCUCUUGUCUCAACAGACAUUGAUCAGCUGCUGGACACGGUUGUAGCGACAAUCAAUGGUGUGGAUGAUCCAUUUUCGACUGAGAAUAUCCCAUACUACCGCACCCUCUUAAAGGCUUUGUUUGUAACACUCCGAGCGUAUCAACUAGGCGGCAAGAAAUCAUCGGAUUCGGACUCCAAUGCCUGCGAGACUAGCGUCUUGGUCACCCAGACCGUGCUCAAUAUUCUAGACCGAGUUGUUGGCCAAGGUUUCCGAUCUCUUGUCAGUCUGAUUCAUGACAACGCAGCAGCGGUCCUGCCAGAAGACCUUGGUCUCAUUACAGCUAUCUUGCAGGCUUGUUUGAGCUUACCUGGAAUCGACCAGUCCCAAACGCAGAUUUUGAAUAUCAUAGCUUCGCACAAUUGCGUAUAUGCCGCUACCUCGCUAUACUCGUGGGCGGAUAAACUGGCCGAUCAAGGUGAUCCUAUCUAUGGAGAGCUCAGUAUUCUGUUCCUUCUAGAACUGUCUACCCUACCCUUACUGGCAGAGCAGAUGGCAUGCGAUGGCGUUCUCAGCAGUCUUCUAUCAGCCAAUCUGACCAAGUUCAUGCUCAAGUCCAACCUUUCGCCAUAUGCCGAUCUACCUGUUAUUCAACGAUGCUACUGCAUUUGGGCCAAAGGACUACUGCCCUUGCUCCUUAACUGGCUUGCCGCAUUAGGAGCUACGGUAGCUCCAGAGGUUGCAUUCGUGCUUAACCAGUUCAAACACUUGUUGAAAUCAAGCGUGGAGCGAUUCGAGGUACCUGGGGCGAGCAGGACACAAUCGCGGUCCACCCCUCACUUUUUGACACUCAUCGCGACAACGGAGAUUCACUCGCUUGCACUCCUCGUAAGAGUCAUCUCGGCCCUUCGUGUAAACAACCCUAGAGAUAUUCCCGAGGUGGAGUGGGAUGCCACUUCACUUCUAGAGAACGUUGAAUUCUGGCUAGCAAGCGACAGGCUACUCAAGGAGCGCCUCCUUCCACUAGGCACAAGAGAGACAGAAUGGCGGGGAAUGAAGCCCAGUGCAGGCGAGCCACAUGACAAUGUGCUGGAGGCUAGACUUUGUGCUCAGCUCCAGGCUAUAAGGGAUGUUCUUGGCGAGGACGCUGAGACGGAGUAA
This is a messenger RNA of Clonostachys rhizophaga, 5520 nucleotides long. Lineage: Eukaryota; Fungi; Ascomycota; Sordariomycetes; Hypocreales; Bionectriaceae. The record is from the annotation of a GenBank genome assembly.